CUACAGCCGUCUAUGUUUUAGUUGCAGAGAGACGAAGAAGAAACGGAGACACAAUCCAUACCUUGUUCAAAUCAAACAGAAAAGAAAAUGAAACAAGUUGUCAUAUGAAACAGAGAUUUCUUUUGGAUUUCGGUGGAAGAGGAGGAGAAUUUGUAGACAUGGAGAGUAAUAUAAAAAACGGUGGCACUAAAAUGGAGGCAGCGACCAAUCAAAGAAAGGGCUUUGGAGGAAUGAGAUUGGAGAAUCCGUUUACCUUGAAAGUGGGUCAAGUAUUUACUGGCUUUGGCAUUGGUUGUGGUAUUGGUAUAGGCGUGGGUCGACCUAUAAACCUUGGUGGGAUACCUAUGGUGGGCGAAGUUAUGAGUGCAACUAGAGGUGCAACUGACGUGUUUUCUGGUGUUAGCAGACAUGUAAAUGUUGUUUUGAAGAAGUUGGGGGCUAAGAACAUUGAAGCAGGAGUUGGAUGCGGAGUUGGUCUUGGCCACGGCUUUGGCAUCGGACUCGCUGUUAAGCCUGGAGUAUUGAAUCAACUUCAAUGUUGUGUUACACAAGGGAUGACAAAAUUGAUGAACAAGUUUGGAAUAGCUCCCGAUUUCCCCUUCAGUGAAGGUGCUUUUCCCGAAUCCUUUCAAAGUGGUUUGACCACAACAAAUGAACCCUCUGUCCAUGGCCUGCGUGGAAACUUGAAGCAGGUGGUGUUGAAGCCACCACUUUCAACAUCUCAAGGCUUGUCUCAACCUGUAAAAAUGAGCAGUGGUUCAGCUAAUGAGAAGUUUUCAUCAGAAACUCCCAAUGAGACAUCUUUUGGGAGUAGAACAGAAAACGUUCUCAAUAGCUUUUCGCAAAGUCCGUUUUUGAAGGAAGAUGAAACUAGCCUAAGUGAACUGGCUGGAAAGUUGCGAUCUGAAAACAACAUGCUUCAACUGUUGCUGAAACAUGAGCGAAUGAUCGAGGAGCUUAUGGAGGAGAAUCAGAAGCUUUGUCAGAUACUCCUGGAAGACCUGAAAAUACCACCCAGCAAGCUCCAAGCCAGUUACUCGAGUACAAUGAAAUCUCCAUGUUUGGAAUGCUUCUAUUGCCGAAGGAAACAAAGGAGAAGUAGAUGAUGAUAACGAAUGAUAAGUAAACUAAAGACCAUUCAAGUGCCAUACCAAAGUUCUUAUUUGACAGCACAUCCGACCGAAUUUUGAGUUCUGGUGAGGCACUCCAACCUGAUAAUGCUGAAGUGGUGUUAGUCAUCAUCAAGUUUGAGCCAGAGGAAAAGGUUCUGAAGUAAGUCAAAUCCCUCAAAUACUAACUCAACAAGCUGAUUAAACAAUAGAUAUGAUUUCUCUUGUUGUGUUUCGUUUGCGGAUAGUCAGAUUAUGCUAUUUCACUUGCAUCUUUUUCCCCGUUGAUGUGCAAUUCUUUGUUAUAAUUUGCAUGGUAACUGGUCAUGAAAAUUGUACACUAAUGUUGACUUGAAUACCAAUUAACAGAA
Hibiscus syriacus is the source of this 1480-nucleotide messenger RNA. RefSeq lists its product as uncharacterized. Bases 105 to 1106 code for a protein of 333 amino acids. The transcript has 7 exons. The record is from RefSeq and is a predicted model, not a curated record. Lineage: Eukaryota; Viridiplantae; Streptophyta; Magnoliopsida; Malvales; Malvaceae.